AUGCAGGAUAAGGAAUGGGAACCGGUGAAGAACGUGUUGGAGGAGUUUAUGGAGUACUUGGAGGAACAUAAUGAUAACUUUGACGCACUUGGUGCCAAUUGUGAUAACACAGGUUGGAAUGAUCUGACACACACUGCACACCAUACGGGCCAAACGGUGGCGGAUAUGAUGAGAUGCAGACUAAUGUCCGGUGCGUUGUGGUUUGCAAAUGGUUCGUGGAAGACGACAGAUCGCAGUACUAAGCAGAGUCAGCAGGAUGAUGAAGAGACCAAUAGGUUAAGAUGUGACGUGGCCCAUGUAUUUGGACAUCUACUGAAAGAAAGGUAUUGUAAGGAUAAGAGAGGCUACAAGAGAGGUAUAGAGUAUGCUUGGCAAACAUUCAGGGAUAUGAACAGCGAGGGACAACAUGGAUUUGGCGAAAUUAACGGUCCUGUUAUUGAAGGCAAGUGUACACCAUGUGGGUAUACGGGCUAUCACAGGCAUAUAACAGCCAUAAAUUUGGCGAUAGCACAAUGGUUAUUGGGGGACGGAAACAUAAAUGAAGAAAUAACAGCAAUGGAACAGGCAAUGCCGUGUGAUAUGAAGUGGGAACAGUAUAUUAAGGAGCAGGGAACAGAGGGGAACACUAUCAAAGACAGUGUGAGCACGGAAGGGCAGCAGAAGAUAGAGGUAAAACAGAAGGAGCUGGCAGGAGCAGUAAUAAAGAUAAUUCAGAAAGUGCAGGAAGCAAAGGAUGACAUAAUGAACACAGCAACGGAGAUAAUUGAGACCGCGAAAACGGCAAUUGCGGACGGCCAGAAACCAGAAGCUUCAACACCUAAGGUACCAGCGGCACCAAAGCAACGACCGGCCCCAGGAGGAACAGGCGGGCAGGUACCGCCCGAAGUAUCAGUAGAAAAAAAAACAAGCGCAGAUCCGACGCCAGUUCAGAAGCAGCCUGAAAACGACCAAAAGGAAGGAGAGAAGGGGAAGGGGAAGAAGCACGAAACACAGGAGAAGUGUCAAGGGGAGAAAAUAUUAGAUUGGAGGCCUAGGACAAUCUACGUGGAGCAUGGUUAUAGUGAUAAGGAAUGGGAACCGGUGAAGAACGUGUUGGAGGAGUUUAUGGAGUACUUGGAGGAACAUAAUGAUAACUUUGACGCACUUGGUGCCAAUUGUGAUAACACAGGUUGGAAUGAUCUGACACACACUGCACACCAUACGGGCCAAACGGUGGCGGAUAUGAUGAGAUGCAGACUAAUGUCCGGUGCGUUGUGGUUUGCAAAUGGUUCGUGGAAGACGACAGAUCGCAGUACUAAGCAGAGUCAGCAGGAUGAUGAAGAGACCAAUAGGUUAAGAUGUGACGUGGCCCAUGUAUUUGGACAUCUACUGAAAGAAAGGUAUUGUAAGGAUAAGAGAGGCUACAAGAGAGGUAUAGAGUAUGCUUGGCAAACAUUCAGGGAUAUGAACAGCGAGGGACAACAUGGAUUUGGCGAAAUUAACGGUCCUGUUAUUGAAGGCAAGUGUACACCAUGUGGGUAUACGGGCUAUCACAGGCAUAUAACAGCCAUAAAUUUGGCGAUAGCACAAUGGUUAUUGGGGGACGGAAACAUAAAUGAAGAAAUAACAGCAAUGGAACAGGCAAUGCCGUGUGAUAUGAAGUGGGAACAGUAUAUUAAGGAGCAGGGAACAGAGGGGAACACUAUCAAAGACAGUGUGAGCACGGAAGGGCAGCAGAAGAUAGAGGUAAAACAGAAGGAGCUGGCAGGAGCAGUAAUAAAGAUAAUUCAGAAAGUGCAGGAAGCAAAGGAUGACAUAAUGAACACAGCAACGGAGAUAAUUGAGACCGCGAAAACGGCAAUUGCGGACGGCCAGAAACCAGAAGCUUCAACACCUAAGGUACCAGCGGCACCAAAGCAACGACCGGCCCCAGGAGGAACAGGCGGGCAGGUACCGCCCGAAGUAUCAGUAGAAAAAAAAACAAGCGCAGAUCCGACGCCAGUUCAGAAGCAGCCUGAAAACGACCAAAAGGAAGGUAAGACACCUGGACCAUCAUGUGGACCUACUACACGCACUGACAAAAAGGCAGACACGGACGGUAACAGUGUAACUGUGGAGAUUCACUUUAGUGGUUCCUCUUCCUCGUCUGAAUGUUCAGGUAAAGCCGAUGCAAGUGCACCGAAGACGUCGGUUCAACAAGAGGAUGCAAAGUCACCACAGUCGGGACCACCACCACCAGCCGCACCCCCAGUAACUAUUAGUACGGACCCACAGCCAACGCAUACAGUAGGGAAUCCCUUGCAGGCAACAGUUGCGGUCCCGAAUACUGAGGCUCAUGGUACACCUGGUGUGAGUGGUGCUGUCGAUAAUCAAAGUGGUGAGGCUACUACGACUGACAACGGUGGUUCCAUCAGUACUCCACAUGAAACGUCGGAACCAAAGGUUAAGGGCGACACCGGGCAGAGUACACCAGGGAAGGAAAGCGACCCGGCUCCCGCACCGACGGCACAGGAUGCCGUCAUCGAUGGCGGCAAUGAUGACCCCCCUCCUCUCAAUCCACCCAAACCAAAACCGAACCCGAAUGCCGAUCAAUCGGGUAGUAGUGGCAGUUUCAGUGAUGCCGAUUUGGCGGAUGGAGUUUCUGGUGGGGAAGGAAAGGGAGGUGCGGAUGGAGGAGGUUCCUCAUCCUCAGGACCUGGUUCCUCUGGAGCAGGUUCUACUGGUGACCAAAACGCCGGUUCAUCUGCUCCAGGUUCUGCGGGGACAGGAGGAACUGGGACUCAGGAGACGCUUGUCUACUUUGGAACGAGUUCCGGAACUGGUGAUGAAUGUGACACGACGCCCCAAGACUCGGGACCAGGAGCAGCGCAUGCCGACAGUAAGUCCAAGAAGGACACACAGGCACCAGACGCAGGCGUCGCAACUAACCCCGAUGGUCAGGCACAUAAUACAUCAAGCUGCACUUCAUCCGAAUUCUCCUGUACGUCUGGGGCCCUGGAGAGCGUUUUACACACACCAAAUGACACAGUAACCUCCGGUGGCACACAGAGUGCUUCGGGCGGACACAAUGCAGGGAACGCACAUGCCGGUAACGUAGACUGCACUGCUAAUCCUUUGCAUGAUAGUUGUGACCUCAGAUUAGAGGUACCGUUCGUACCUAGCGUAAAACUCUCGGAUGGACACUUUGGACCCGGUGCCACACCCGCUAUACGGGACUUAAACCACGAUGGAGUCGGCAAGGAGGACGUGCCCAUCGAUAUUCCUGACCUAACCGACACGGUCCUUACCGCCACUACUCCCGUGCUGUUUUUUCUCGCUUCCGUCACCGUUGCCAUUCUUGGUUAUUCCCUUUGGAAGUACUUUGCGCACCUCGGAAAAAACCGACGACGCACAUAUCGCACCGUGCGUGACGUCCCGUCACCGCCACUCGACGAAGAAAUAUUGCAGCAUCUACAACGCGGCGAACUGCCGCCACCCGAUUACGGUUACACCAUCGUUAGGGAUAGGCAACCUGCGUCAACAUCCGGUACACGCCGCCCCCCGCGCGUGAAUCGCCGCACCAUCAUCGAGCUACAUUUAGAAGUGCUCCACGAAUGUGAAGCAACCGAAUGGGAAAACGUCAAACACGACUAUUUGCAGAUUGUCGUGGAGGAGUUUGCACAGGAGUUGAUGCGGGACGACGACACGAAAAACAAUAUCUUGGGUGUUUCUACCUCAGACCAUGGUUUACCAGGAAACCAUGUUUCCUCCACCGUGGAUCCACCCACUGACUCCGACGGAACAGAUCGAUGUCCACCUAACGAAGAGGACCCCGAUCCUUGGAGUUGUAUGGAAACUAUACAGUUUAAAGAAGAGGGGACUCCUGCUCCUUUUCCCGAGAAUGUGAAUUCGAGAGUAGUAUGCAGGAGGAGUUAUAUGUGGAUACAUUAUUACAGAAUAUGCGAAAUGAGGAUGGGCAGCACAUGA
This is a messenger RNA of Plasmodium fragile, 3945 nucleotides long. RefSeq names its product CD99 antigen. The transcript has 9 exons. Bases 1 to 3945 code for a protein of 1314 amino acids. The record is from RefSeq and is a predicted model, not a curated record. Lineage: Eukaryota; Apicomplexa; Aconoidasida; Haemosporida; Plasmodiidae.